This is a messenger RNA of Prunus armeniaca (apricot), 171 nucleotides long. Lineage: Eukaryota; Viridiplantae; Streptophyta; Magnoliopsida; Rosales; Rosaceae. The record is from the annotation of a GenBank genome assembly.
AUGGGAGCUCUCGAUGAAGACGAAGAUGAUUUUGAUUUGCUUUUCUUGGAUUCCUUUGAAGAAGGAGCUUUUGCACCACCGUUAGGCCCUCCUACAUCAUCUGAGACCUGUGAGUUUGACAACGGCAUGAAGCAAUUGAGAAUGGGUGAGAAGAUAGCCAUUUGUUUGUAA